Ricinus communis (castor bean) is the source of this 2682-nucleotide messenger RNA. Its product is annotated as mechanosensitive ion channel protein 10. The record is from RefSeq and is a predicted model, not a curated record. The transcript is spliced from 5 exons. Lineage: Eukaryota; Viridiplantae; Streptophyta; Magnoliopsida; Malpighiales; Euphorbiaceae. Gene Ontology annotation, molecular function: mechanosensitive monoatomic ion channel activity. Gene Ontology annotation, cellular component: plasma membrane. The coding region runs from base 296 to 2392 and encodes 698 amino acids. Gene Ontology annotation, biological process: monoatomic anion transport; transmembrane transport; detection of mechanical stimulus.
AUUCCGUUAAGUGAGGGUUGAUAAGGAGAGAAAAAGUUAUCACAUUUCGAUAAUUUUAGUCCCAAAUUAUUGCCUUGUGUGUGUUUUUUUUUUUUUUUUUUUAAAUUGCUAACUCUUGCCUUUAAUUAUUCCGUCUGCCAUCUUUUAUAGUUGCCUUCUUUUCCAAAAUACCACUCACAUUCCACUGCAAGCGCUCUCAUGAAGUUCCAAAACCAAGCUUUAAAUUGUCAAUUUUUCUUUCAAAAAUCUCUUCUUUAAAUAUCUAGCUUCAUCUCUCUCUCUCUCAAUUGUUCUGAUGGAGGUUCAAAACCAAGAAAACCAGAAACCAAACACAGAUCAAGUAGUCCUUUUCAUGGACCAGCCAACCCCAAAACUGAAAGACUCGCAACCACCACAAGCAGACUCCACAACCACCACUACAGGAACCAAAACUCUUCGCCGCCUCAAGUUGUCAAAACCCAAAUCACGUUUCGCCGAAUUCAAGUACCCUCCCUCUACAAAAACCAUACCUGAAUCGGACGAAUUCCAACCAGUAACCUCGCACGAAAGUUAUACAGACGAAGAAGAAGAUGAUGACGAUGAAUGGUUUGAAAACAUGGGAGAAGAUGACGAUGAAGACGAACAUUCCAAGUAUCGAAAAAGAAGGAAAAGAAAGAUCAACAAGAGAGCCUUAAUAGAGUUCAUAUUGUUUCUCAUCAUAAUGACUUGCUUGAUAUGUUCUUUAACUCUCGAAUCAUUCAACAACAAGGUGAAAUGGGGGAUAAAGAUAUGGAAAUGGUGUCUUCUGAUCUUGGUUCUCUUCUGUGGCCGUCUUGUUUCUGGUUGGGUAGUAGGGUUUCUUGUUUUCUUAAUAGAAAGAAACUUCAUGCUCAGAGAGAAAGUACUAUAUUUCGUUUAUGGAUUAAGGAAAAGCUUUCAAAACUGUGCAUGGUUAGGUUUAGCCUUAGUUGCGUGGAUGAUCAUGUUCCAUGACGUCCAUAAACACAACAAGAUUUUGAAGAAAGCAUUUAGAUUCUUAAUAGCUGUUCUUAUUGGAGCUACCAUAUGGUUGCUAAAGAUCGUUCUUGUUAAAGUUCUUGCUUCAUCUUUUCAUGUAGCCACUUUCUUUGAUAGAAUGAAAGAAAGUGUGUUCCAUCAUUACAUUCUCGACACUCUCUCCGGUCCUCCAUUAGACGAGGAUGAGAGAGAAACACCCCACCCGCGAGGUCUCCGGCAUUCAAGGACACUGCCGGCGAGGCUGAAGGAUAGGCCGGUGGCUUCUCUGACACCAUCAAGAUCGAAAAAGUAUGGACCAGGGAAAAUAGAUAUGGAAAGAUUGAAGAAGCUGAGCUUGAAUAGUAGAGCAACUGCAUGGAGUGUGAAGAGAUUAGUGAGUGUUAUAAUGUCGUCAGGGUUGUCUACAAUUUCUAGAACAGUGGAUGAUUUUGGAAAUGGGAAGUCGGAGAUUAGCAGUGAAUGGGAGGCUAGAAGCUGUGCUCAAAGGAUUUUUAAGCACGUUGCUAAGACGGGUGCCAAGUACAUAGAAGAGGAAGACUUACUCAGAUUCUUAAAGAGAGAGGAGGUGCAUACCAUAUUUCCUCUUCUUGAAGGAGCUCUUGAGACUGGAAAAAUCACAAAAUCUUCUUUUAGAAAUUGGGUGGUACAUGCUUAUGUUGAGAGGAAAGCAUUAGCCCAUUCCUUGAAUGAUACGAAGACAGCAGUCCAGCAACUUCACAAGCUAGCAAGUGCAAUAGUAACAGUUCUUAUAAUCGUAAUCUCCCUUCUGGUAAUGGGAUUGGCAACCACCAAAAUUGUUUUAGUUGUCACUUCUCAGCUACUGCUCGUUGGUUUCAUGUUCCAAAACACUUGCAAAACCAUCUUCGAAUCCAUCAUUUUCGUCUUCGUUAUGCAUCCUUUUGAUGUGGGCGAUCGCUGCGUCGUUGAUGGCGUACAGAUGAUUGUGGAAGAAAUGAACAUUUUAUCAACUGUGUUCUUGAGAUACGACAUGGAGAAGAUUUACUAUCCGAAUUCGGUUCUCCUCACAAAGCCCAUAAGUAAUUUCAGAAGAAGUCCAGACAUGGGUGACUCAAUCGAUUUUACGAUUGAUGUUUCUACCACAGUCGAUGAUUUUAAUGCUCUUAAAAAGGCUAUACAAACGUACAUAGAGAGCAAGCCAAAGCAUUGGAGCCCAAAGCAUACAUUGCUAGUGAAAGAGAUAGAGAAUGUGGACAAGAUGAAGCUGACAUUAUGUGUGCAGCACACAAUGAACCACCAAAACUAUGGAGAAAAGAGCAGUAGAAGAUCAGAGCUUGUGUUUGAACUCAAGAAGAUAUUUGAGAAUCUUGGUAUAAGAUAUCAUCUUCUUCCACAACAGAUACAUCUUACACAAGUCAAUAUGGGCAGGAUAAGUUGAUCAUUAAUCUCAUAAUAUAUAGCUUAAAACUGCAAAUGCAAGCUUGCUGUUUAUACUAAAAUAUGUGUUUUUGUUUUGUUUACAUGGUAUAAUUACUUCUGGUGUAAUUAAUUCAAAGUAAUAUAAUAUAAUGAGAUGAAGUUCAAGAUUAUGAGGAAGAAAAAAAGGAAAGUGUGCUUCUUUAUAAUUGCAGAACUUUUGUAUUGCAUAUUAACUUGAAAGACAAGGUGAUUUCCUGAUUAUAUUCACCAUUAACUUGGCUUUGAAGGAAGAACAAAGCUAUAUUAUUA